Molecule: messenger RNA, 1415 nt
Organism: Selaginella moellendorffii
Lineage: Eukaryota; Viridiplantae; Streptophyta; Lycopodiopsida; Selaginellales; Selaginellaceae
Exons: 3
Coding region: 59-1300 (413 amino acids)
Cellular component (GO): plasma membrane
Source: RefSeq, a predicted model, not a curated record
AGCAUUUCAGCUUAAGAGCUCCACGGGAAAAACGAGCGCGUGUGUGUUCUUGCUGGCUAUGGAGGAUCCAAGCUAUCACGAGCUCCCGGAUCAGCCGGAAGAAGAGAGAUCGCAGAGGCAAUCAGGGCUUUGCGAGGCAAGGACUGUCGCGAAGCUGUGCUCCCUGAUUAGCGUGUUCCUGGCGCUCGUGAUCCUCGUGUUCUUUCUGUGGCCCCGGGAUCCGGAGCUGGAGGUAGUAGGGCUUGAUUUCAAGGGCUUGAAUCUCAACACCACCGGCGGCGUCCACCUGGAUGUGGAUCUCCGCCUGGAGAUCCAGGUAGAGAAUCCCAAUUUCUUCGCUGUGGAUUACGAUCGCGUCACGGUGAGGAUCUACUACCAUGGCGAUGAGCUCGGCCAUGUCGAUUCGGCGGGCGGCAGCGUCCCGGCGAGGAGGACGGUCAAUCUCACCGCCAAUGCGACGCUCCAAGGGCUGGAGAUCGUCAAGAACGCAAUGCGGCUGAUCUCGGAUGCGAACAAGGAGAAGAUUCCAGUGAGCGUCGCGGCGGGAUUCGAUGGAAAUCUCGAGAUCCUGGCGAUCCAUCCAUCCAUCAAGGUAGCAAUCUCUUGCGAUCUCGUCGUAGAUCCCCGCAACAACACGAUCCUGAGCCAGGAAUGCGGCAAUCAACACAUCUCCUUGCUCGUCCCCGCGAGCGCGACGAGCGCUCCGCGAAAUCUCCAGCGAGUUAUCCCCGGAUUCCCCGACUGGGCCUUCAUCACGAUCGCGGUCGUCCUAGGGCUCUUGGUCCUGGGCGGAUUGGCGUGGCUGCUGUGGCCCAAGCCCCCGGAGAUCACCGUCGAGAGCGUCCAGCUGCUAGGGUUCUCCACGAACAGCAAGUUCCCAGACAACUCCAUGAUCCCGGAGGUGGUCCUGGACGUCAAUCUGGGCGUGAAUCUUCGCGUGAGGAACAGGUAUGUGAUCGGCGUGCGCUACGAUCGCAUGACGGUCUAUGUCGACUACUACGGCUACGAGAUGUGCAAGGGCGAGCUCGAGGGCGGCGAGAUCCCGGCGCGAGGGAGCGUGGAGGUGAGCGGCACGAUCGAUCUCCGCGGCGCCGAGAUCGUCUAUAAUUCGGCCCAGCUACUCGCGGAUGUGUCGCGGCGCGAGCUCCCGAUCCACCUGCGCAUAGGGUUCUAUGGGAAUGUGGGAGCCUCGUUUUUCAGGCCCCCCAUCAAGGCCUCAGUGAACUACGAUAUAUUGGUCGAUCCAGUGAGCCAAGAGAUCUUAAAGCAGGACUACGAGUUGCCCAAGGUCUCCAUGUAAGCCUGGCCACGUAAGCCCUAGCCACGUUGUACAUGCCACGUGGUGUAUAAGUCCUGCCACGUGGGUCAUAUAUUUAUUUAAUAUGACGCGGCAAGACUUUCUAGUCAAACGCGAA